Callorhinchus milii (elephant shark) is the source of this 814-nucleotide messenger RNA. RefSeq names its product signal sequence receptor, gamma (gene ssr3). NCBI's taxonomy places the organism in Eukaryota, Metazoa, Chordata, Chondrichthyes, Chimaeriformes, Callorhinchidae. Gene Ontology annotation, biological process: SRP-dependent cotranslational protein targeting to membrane. The record is from RefSeq and is marked provisional. Gene Ontology annotation, cellular component: endoplasmic reticulum; membrane.
AGCGCGAGCGAGCGACGAGAGGGGAAGAGAUGGCGCCCAAAGGCGGCGGCGGCAGCAAACAGCAAUCCGAGGAGGACCUACUGCUCCAGGACUUCAGCAGGAACGUGUCGGCCAAGUCCUCGGCGCUCUUCUACGGGAACGCCUUCAUCGUGUCGGCCAUUCCGAUCUGGCUGUACUGGAGGAUUUGGCACAUGGAUCUUGUCCAGUCUGCUGUUCUGUAUUGUGUGAUGACUCUCGUCAGUACCUACCUUGUAGCAUUUGCUUACAAAAAUGUCAAGUUUGUCCUGAAACACAAGGUAGCCCAGAAAAGGGAAGAUGCUGUUUCCAAGGAGGUCACUCGGAAACUGUCAGAGGCUGAUAACAGGAAAAUGUCUCGAAAGGAAAAGGAUGAACGAAUUCUCUGGAAGAAAAACGAAGUGGCGGACUACGAAGCCACGACCUUCUCCAUCUUUUACAACAACACGUUGUUUCUGGUUUUGGUGAUCGUAGCUUCAUUCUUUUUGCUGAAGAAUUUCAACCCAACUGUAAACUACAUCCUGUCCAUCUGUGCUUCAUCUGGGCUGAUUGCUCUCCUGUCUACAGGCUCGAAGUAACUGCCUCACUUUGUGAGCUGGCGGAGAGGGUAAAACAGCUGUCUUUUCAGGAUGAAAGCUUUUUUUUUUAAAAAGUAAAAUUGAGAUCAUCCAAAACCAUAGAAUUGUGAAACUAACUGAGGAUGAAUACAGUUUUGUGAACUUACUUUUUUUUAAAAAAAACAUACCUACAUUCCACCAGUUGUGGCUGUACAGUCCUGUAAUAAAAUGUUUUUGGAUCU